Messenger RNA from Caretta caretta (loggerhead turtle), 558 nucleotides. The record is from RefSeq and is a predicted model, not a curated record. NCBI's taxonomy places the organism in Eukaryota, Metazoa, Chordata, Testudines, Cheloniidae.
AUGUCCAACCAAAGCACUGUGACCAAGUUCCUUCUCCUGAGAUUCUCUGAUGUUCGGGAGCUGCAGAUUUUGCACUUUGUGGUGUUCCUGGUGAUUUACCUGGCAGCCCUGAUGGGCAAUCUUCUUAUCAUCGUAGCUGUAGCCCUCGACCACCAUCUUCACAGCCCUAUGUAUUUCUUCCUAGACAUCUGCUACAUAUCCGUCACCAUCCCCAAGUCCAUGGUGAACUCCCUAACCAACACCAGACAGAUCUCUUUCUCUGGCUCUGUUGCCCAAGUCUAUUUUGGUAUCUUCUUUGCCUUUUCAGAGUUGGUCCUUCUCACAGAGAUGGCAUAUGACCGCUACGUUGCAAUCUGCCAUCCUUUGCGUUACAGGGUCAUCAUGACCAGAGGGGCAUGUGCACAGAUGGCAGCUGGUUCCUGGAUCAGCAGCUGUAUUUAUUCAUUGCUCCUCACUGCUAAUGCCUUCCUAUUACCUUUCUGUGUGUCCAGUGUUGUUGAUCAGUUCUUCUGUGAUAUCCCACAGCUCUCAAACCAAUCGAAACUCUUUCUUCCCUAG